Cyprinodon tularosa is the source of this 1256-nucleotide messenger RNA. RefSeq names its product macrophage mannose receptor 1-like. The coding region runs from base 66 to 1019 and encodes 317 amino acids. The transcript is spliced from 5 exons. NCBI's taxonomy places the organism in Eukaryota, Metazoa, Chordata, Actinopteri, Cyprinodontiformes, Cyprinodontidae. The record is from RefSeq and is a predicted model, not a curated record.
ACUCAGCAAUCCCACUAUCUGUGUUCAUUACUGUAGAUCUUUCCUUUACAGGUCUGAAGCGAAGAAUGAUAAUGGAAAGGAUCUUGCUGAGAGCAAUGCUUCUAUCAAAUUGCUUCAGCCUCUUCUCCAGUUUCACUCGCCAUUACCACUUCUUCAGUGAACCUUUGACUUGGAAUGAAGCUCAGACUUUCUGCAGACAGAAAUACACAGACCUGGCCACCAUAGAAAACUCUGAAGAACAUAACUUGCUUUAUAAAACGCUUCAAUCUGCUGGUUACAGCUCUGACGUCUGGAUUGGUUUGUACAGUGAAAUCGACUGGAAGUGGUCGGAUGGGUAUACUGGAGCUGGUGCUGAUUACAGGCACUGGAGAAGUGCAUACAAUGAACCAGAAUUUUAUCAGGCAAGUCAAUUGUGUGUAAGUUCUUGGAAAGAUGGAAAUUGGUAUGAUGAUGACUGUGCACUAAAGCGCCAAUUUAUCUGUAACACCGGGACACCAGAGGAACCUCAAUUCACUCAUCAAAACGAAAACAUGAACUGGUCUAGUGCUCAAAGGUUCUGCCGGGAAAACUUUAUUGACCUUGCAACUGUAAGGACUAAUGCAGAAAAUAAUAUGUUAGCGACAGCAAUACCUUCUGACUAUGCAUGGAUCGGUCUGUUUAGAGACCCAAACUUUUUUUGGUCCGAUCAAAGCAGCUUCCUGUUUAGUGCCUGGGACUCUGUCAAUAAUCCAAUCGGCUCAAAGACAGUGAUAUGUGGUGCUACAUCUUCUGGGAGAUCUGGAAAAUGGAAAUUUUUAUCAUGUGAACAAAGAUUGCCGUUUGUCUGCUACAGUCCCCAUGUUUUCAAAAAGGUAGUUAAGCUGAGACUGAAGGCAGAGGACUCCGUGAAUCUGAAUGACCCUGUUCUGAAAGAGAAAAUCCUGAAAAAGCUUCAAGACAGACUCCAGGAGAGAGGAAUGAAUGCCACCCUAAAGUGGAGCAAGGAUCUCAAUAGAGAAACUGUCAAGAAGGAGCUGUAAACUUAGAUCUGAAUUAUAAUCCCAGAUGCUUCUAGAAUUGUUUCUUUUAAAUAUGGUAUAAAUAACAAUGUUAGAGCACGGCAGCAGUAUGCACUGCUGUUUUUGUCUUUGUUAUUAAACUCAUGAGUUCAAACUUUGCUGCAGUUCAUAUAUUUCACUCAGGCAUACCAUUGUAUCUACCUUACCAAUAAUAUACUGAUUUCUGUUUAUGCUAUAAUAAAGUCCUAAACCCUCAAA